AUGCUUUUUUUAGCUGACGAGAUAGUCAAUGAACAUCUAUAUAAAUCACGAUUCUUAUCUGGCUACAUUGAGAAGACAAAUUCGCUGGAUACUAUCAUGUCGCCCCAAAUUCUUUUAAUACUCUUCGCAGUGUUCGCUUCUUGUCUUCAAAGAAGUACUGCAAUGGAUUCUGACGAAUCGUUCAAGUCAUUGCUCGGAAUGCAAAGUCGGGACAGGCCACCGAGCAAUGACUCAGUCACAACGUCAGCAGAAAAUUCAGCAGAUUAUAUGUUACGUCUCCUUAAGAUGUUUGGUCCCAUCCAAGGAAACACUAUGCUUGGUUUCACAGAUAUUGAUGGCAAGAGCGACAGGCAUCUGAAAUUCAAUAUUUCAUUUCAAAGAACGAAAGUGCUGACAUUUGCUGAACUUCAGCUUUACAAACUUCCUCUCAAACUUCCCCACGAAAAUUUCACCUCGACAGCGUCAGUCUUCAUCUUCGACAUUCACAGUGGACAGAGGUUGUCAUCUCAAACUGUCUCCAUGGAGACAGUUGGUUGGAUAAACUUUACAUUACCAUUGGACGUCAUUAAUGAAUGGAAUGAAAAGCCAGAUCGAAACACUGGAAUCAAAGUGAACAUCAGCGACACAACGAUGUCACCUUUAAUCAGAUUUGCGACAAAAGAAAUAAACUCUAGUUUGGAAAUGCUUCUUCUCAUUCAUACCACGGAUCUGUCGAAAAGUUUCCCGAAACUGGGCAUCAAUUUCACACCCAUCGCUAACCCACCGAGGCGCAUGCGCAGGUCAUUACACCCCAAUCAUAAAGGACCUUGUGGACGUCACGAACUGAGCGUGCAUUUUAAAGACCUAGGGUGGGAUGAGUGGAUUAUUGCCCCCAGUAAGUACUCAGCGUAUUACUGCGCAGGAAAAUGCAAAAAUGCUGACGUCAACAUAGAGACAACAAAUCACGCCCGGAUACAGUUAUUCUUAAGUGAACAUGACUCGAACCCGCCAGCUUCACCUUGCUGCGUCCCAGGCGAAUUAGGAUCCAUUGACCUGUUGUUCAACGGCGAACCAGGGCAAAGCACUUACAUCCUCAAGAAAAUGGAUGAAUUUGUAGUGAUGUCCUGUGCCUGUCUGUGACGACGCAAAACCAAACAGACAACGCAAAACCACAGCUCGCCCAAGACGAUUCUCUCCUUCCGCCAGGGGAGAGAAGAGUCACAGAAGAACUUAUUCUUAUGUUUCAGGCUGGCAAGAUGUUUUACUGAGUUGGCAUCUUGUUACACAGGAUUUUUUAGACUUGUAGAUAUCGGACAGUCAACCAUCUACAAAUAUGACGGAGAAAUUCAAUUUGUUUUUAGCUGAAACUAAAAGUCGUGUCGAUGACUUUCGUGACGAUCUUAUCAGUAAAGCUUUUCGAUGCGAAAUUGAUUACCUAGAUUAGCCUUUUCUCUUUCUAACAAAAUUUAGCAACCGCCUGAUCGACCGCAAAUAAAGAAAAACAUGUGAAAAAGUAAUUAAAUCAGCGUUUAUGGCACCAACAAGGAACUAUUUAGAAAUAGCAUUUUCACUCGUUGAAAACAAAAAUCGAAGAUGUCUCCAGGAAAGUGUGCAGUGAACUGGAACCCACGAUCAUUUGAAAUAGAAUCAUUCUGAAACACAGACCGGCUAAGCGGUCCAUAAUGGUAAUUGAUGGAAGUGGAAUGCUAUUUGGUCUAAAAUGAUACGAGUGACUUCAAAAUUGAACGGGCGCACAGCGCGAGUUUAAUUUGAAAUCACAAGUAUGAUUUCAGACCAA
Pocillopora verrucosa is the source of this 1777-nucleotide messenger RNA. Its product is annotated as protein decapentaplegic-like. NCBI's taxonomy places the organism in Eukaryota, Metazoa, Cnidaria, Anthozoa, Scleractinia, Pocilloporidae. Gene Ontology annotation, cellular component: extracellular region. The record is from RefSeq and is a predicted model, not a curated record. Gene Ontology annotation, molecular function: cytokine activity; growth factor activity.